This is a messenger RNA of Ostreococcus tauri, 573 nucleotides long. Its product is annotated as Cyclophilin-type peptidyl-prolyl cis-trans isomerase, conserved site. The record is from RefSeq and is a predicted model, not a curated record. The transcript is spliced from 2 exons. Gene Ontology annotation, biological process: protein peptidyl-prolyl isomerization; protein folding. NCBI's taxonomy places the organism in Eukaryota, Viridiplantae, Chlorophyta, Mamiellophyceae, Mamiellales, Bathycoccaceae. Bases 1 to 573 code for a protein of 190 amino acids. Gene Ontology annotation, molecular function: peptidyl-prolyl cis-trans isomerase activity.
AUGCCGAACCCGAUCGCGCGCUUCGAGACGUCCGCGGGGACGUUCGCGUGCGAAUUAUUCCUCGAUCGAACCCCGAUCACGGCGUCGAACGUCGUGGAUUUGAUCGAGCGUGGAUUCUAUGAUGGAGUACACUUUCACCGCGUCAUUCCAGACUUCAUGUUACAGUUUGGAUGCCCGCACGCGAAGGACGCGAAGAGCUCGCGCGCGGGCACGGGUGGACCCGAACCCGCGAGCACGUUCACGAAUCUCGCGACGGGGGCGACGAUGACGCGAGACGCGCGCGAGGGGAACAUUCCGGAUGAAUUCGCGGAUGAGACGAGCAACGACGUCGGCGCGCUGUCGAUGGCGAACACGGGCGCGCCCAACAGCGGGGGGUCGCAAUUUUUCAUCAACACCGCGCAUAAUGAUUUCUUGGAUCACUGGAGAGAUGAUCUGAGCGAUUCGAGGCAUCCGGUGUUCGGUAAGGUGAUCGAGGGCAUGGAUGUGGUGCGAAAAAUUGAGGCGACGAAGACGGAUCGAAACGACGCGCCGGUGACGCCGGUGAAGAUGAUCAGGGCCACGGUUCAGCGGUAG